AUGGUAUCAACUGAUAUCGACGAGACCCCCCUAUCUGCCUCUCCCACCGAGCGUCGCAAUUCUCUCGAAAAGCGCCUCCAAAACCGUCCCGAGGCUCAGGAGCUCAAAGAUAGACACAUCCUGCUCGACACCAAUGUGGCACCAUCACUUCAAGCCGCAAGACAGGAGCUAGCUCGCCAGCGAACUACAGAUAGCCUGAAGAAACAUCUCGAGCACCGUCCUGACCGGGAGGAGCUCAUAGAGCGAAAUAUUCUUCCGUCUACUAAUGCUGCUCCUGCGCUGCAGGCCCAUGCUCGCGAACUCGAGAAACAUAUGUUGGCUGAUCAUUUGGAUCAGAAGAUCCAGAACAGACCGCAGCCAGAGGAUCUCAUUGUUCAGGGUAUUUUAACUGAGGGUGAGGAUCCGAGAAACCCGGCUGUUUAG
This is a messenger RNA of Aspergillus tanneri, 423 nucleotides long. RefSeq names its product RPEL repeat-containing protein (gene MKL1). The record is from RefSeq and is a predicted model, not a curated record. Bases 1 to 423 code for a protein of 140 amino acids. Lineage: Eukaryota; Fungi; Ascomycota; Eurotiomycetes; Eurotiales; Aspergillaceae. The transcript has 3 exons.